UUGACACUCACAAGAAAGGCUCUUCUUUUAAUGUCGUGUUGAACAGCACAUGCUGAUAUGAUUAUUGAAUAUAUUUUAUUGCAUGUCUAAGUCUCUCAGUGAGUAUAUCCUUCUGUAAACAAGCUGUUUGGUUUCGUAUCCGCGUGUUCUGCAUUGCACCUCGUGUGUAGUCAUGGAAACGGACGCGUCUCUCCUCGGCGUUGAACUGGAACAGAAACAGCAAGAAGAGCUGUAUCAACAACUUUUGCUGCAGACCAUGGGAAAAGUGCAAAGUGAAAGUCCCCCUUCCAAAGUCAUCCGUCCACAACCUGGCAUGUGCGUGAAGACCUCCUCAAUGUCAGACAAAAAGAAGGUCUUUCUGAAUAUCUGUCAGUCACAGGCGGUGCCGCCCCCUCCACAUCUGUCCCAGGAAGCACUCGUGGAACUACUGGAGUCAGAGGACCCGACGAGUUACAGAGUGCCCAUGAGUCUCGGCGAGCCGCGUACAGAAGUGGACAACAGCUCACAAGGCUGUACUGUGUAUGAUGUCGUGAUCAACGAUGAGUUCUUCCAGAAAUGUCAGAAAGAUACACUGUUCCAGCAGUUUCUUAUUGCAGUUUCUUUGGAGGGACUGGAAAACAAAUACAACCUUGAGCUGAGCAGAGAUGUUAAAAUUUUGAAGAACAGGAAGUUCAUGGGCUCCAUAGCAGAACAAAAUAUUCGCACCAAGAGCAAGCCAAUUAUCCAGGAAAUUGACUCAAAGGAAUCUGAAUCCUUGCCUUCAUCAACCAAACGUCCAGAGUUCAGUUUAUUAGUGGAGCCCCCAAGUGGAAGUGCAGAGCAUCUGAUUGCUGAGAUCCAGCUUCCUGGAGUGAUAUCUGCUCGCUCUCUUGUUCUGGAUUUGGGAGAAGACAGACUAGUGCUGAUUGCUCAACCUCUUUUCCACUUGGAUAUUUUCUUUCCCCUGCUUAUUGACCAAGAAAACAGUGUUGCCCAGUUCAAUACAAACACGCAGAUGCUCACAGUGACCAUGCCAGUAGUGUCUUCAUAAAAACUAUUGCAACGCUAUUAUUUCAUAAUAAACUUCAUUUUGUAUACAGAAAGUGUUAUGCGUGUUGCUCAGUAAGAUUUAAUCAGUAACUAAUUAUAUAAAGGUUGAAUAUAUAAACAAAUUAUAUAAUAAUUAUAUAUAUUUUUUUUAGAGAUACAUUUCUGACAAUGUCUCUCU
This is a messenger RNA of Onychostoma macrolepis, 1207 nucleotides long. It is a transcript of the gene pih1d1, whose product is annotated as PIH1 domain containing 1. The record is from RefSeq and is a predicted model, not a curated record. Bases 173 to 1030 code for a protein of 285 amino acids. Lineage: Eukaryota; Metazoa; Chordata; Actinopteri; Cypriniformes; Cyprinidae. Gene Ontology annotation, biological process: box C/D snoRNP assembly; rRNA processing. The transcript is spliced from 11 exons. Gene Ontology annotation, cellular component: cytoplasm; R2TP complex; ribonucleoprotein complex.